Dentiscutata erythropus is the source of this 565-nucleotide messenger RNA. The record is from the annotation of a GenBank genome assembly. NCBI's taxonomy places the organism in Eukaryota, Fungi, Glomeromycota, Glomeromycetes, Diversisporales, Gigasporaceae.
GCUGAAAAUUCUCAAGCCAAGAAUUUACAAGAAUCGGUUCAAAAAAAAACUUCUGGGUGGCCACUUGCAGGAGUUUGGAAUUUUUUUAACAAAGGUUCUUCUAUAAAAGGCUAUUGUUUAGGAACAUGUAAAGAAUGUGGAUCAUUUUGGGCACAUGCUAAAUCUGUGGAUUUAGAAGAGCAUUUAGCUCUAGAUUGUCCUACUCAAAAUAAGGAUGUUAUAGAUUUUUAUACUCAAAUUAUUGCUAAUCGACAAGGUCAUAGCCAAGCAGCAUCUCAGGAAAAUAUACCUGGUGCUAAACCAAAUAAAAAAAAGUGCAAACUAACAAGUAAUCAAGCAACAUUAUCUGAGUUUUUAGAAAGCACUAAACUAACUCCACAACAUGAAUGUAAUAUUAAUACAGCUUUAAUUAAAGCAUUUAUUAUAUGUAAUAUACCUUUUUAUAUUAUUAGCAAUCCAUAUUUUAUUGAUGCAUUGCAAGAAUUAUGGCCUGAAUAUCAACCACUAUCAAGACAAUUACUUGCAGGUCGAUUAUUAAAUGCUGAAAUCAUUAAAGUUAAUCAAA